This is a messenger RNA of Paramuricea clavata, 4015 nucleotides long. Lineage: Eukaryota; Metazoa; Cnidaria; Anthozoa; Malacalcyonacea; Plexauridae. The record is from the annotation of a GenBank genome assembly.
GUCUCCGAAAACGAGGCUCUGUAGCCAAAGUGACGUAGUUUCCGGAAGGGUGUCGGUGGCGUUAAUCCCUGCAUGUAAAGGCCGUUUUCCACUAGGCGAAUUUUUUCGCGCGACGCGAAGCGAAAACCGAAAUCCGGCAACGUGAUUGGUCGGCGAAAAAAUUCGCGGCGAAAAAGUAGGAUCGCUUCCUACUUUUUAUCUGUUCGCGCGAAUAAAUUCGCCUAGUGGAAAACGGCCUUACGCAUUAAAAAUUCUGAGAAAAGCCAGAGAGUACGUCACAUGACCACUGACCACAAGCUGUGGGAGGCUGGGAGCGUCUUGGCCACAGUUAUUUGGCUUGUAUUAAAAACACAAGAUGGACCGAAAGUUAUGUCUUAGUUUUUUGGCUCUAGUUCUCUUCAUUAGAGAGGCUCAUCUCACUUAUUAUCCCACCGUCUUUUGGACUCCGACAAACUGCAGGUAAAUAAGCGUAAAAUCAAGACAAGAGCUUAUUGUCAUGUCCAAAUAUAGGAUUCCAUUCACAGUUGAUCGAUAAGCGAGAAUGUAUUUAGUAGUGCCAUAAUGGCUUACUUUUACUUUGAAAGAAUUUAUAUGUAGAAAUUGUAGUUAUGUUAGUAUUCAACAAAUUACAUACUAGUAAAAGAGUCGUUCAUACGGUGAACGUAUUAACGUUUCCUGUUUCUAUGUCGACAACUUGUUUGAAAAGUAGUUUCUUUAUAGCAGUAAUAGCACACGUUUUAAUUUACAAGCCAAAGUAAAGUUGUUAAUAUAUUCUACGAACCGUCAAGCUAGGAAGGCUUCCGCUUGCCCUAUGGGCUUGCCACAUAUGAACUUACAUUACUGUACAACCAAACUAUAAAAUACUUUUUACUUCCGUAUAUCGAAUUACUUUAUAGAACUGUUUACCUAUUCAAAAAAAAGCAACUAAAAGCUCUAAAUAUUGUCAGUCUGUAACUUCAAUCUAUUAACCAAAAUUCAGAAAAAAUAAUUAAAUACUAUUGGCACUAAGAAAGGAUAUAGUUCAUAAACAGACAGAUCUGUCUUUGUUUACUAUGAAACCCUUCAUGCAUUAUAGACAGUUACGGAAAAGCUAACCAGGCCAAUAUACACAGAUCGAGUUGUUUUUAAGCCCGGUUCAAACUUGUUGUUCAUGUUAGUCUAACACCACAUGACUGUUGCUCGGUCUUAGAUGGAUCACAGAUUAUGAAUCUGAAUUGACAAAUGUUGGCAGAGAAAAGAUCAUGUAUUGUACGUGUUUACGCUAGAAAACUGAUCAUGCGUUGGACAGAUGAUGUGUCGUGGCAGAAGAUCUGAUCAAGAUGAUCCAUCUCAUGUUCUAGUAUAAAUUGUGCUAUACUUGGGUGUAACAUAUGUUGCAUUUGUUUUGAACAGUAUGUUCGAUAAUGUAGGCGGAUAUUCGCAAGUUUGGUUGAAGGCUAAAAACUAACUUUGGCAUUUAAAACAAAGGCUUUUUAGCUUGAACUUAGUAGCAGCACUUGAGUCAAGUUUAAAUUUAUUCACAAUUUUCAUUCAACAUGUUUCCUGUUGUUGACGAAUAAAUUAUAUUGGAUGGCGUUGGAUUGUUUUAAGUCACAGAUAUAUAGGCCUUCGUAAAAGUAGCCAAACUUUCGCCACUAACCCGACGAAGCUAGUGCCUUUGCUCGCAGCGUUGAAGUUCUCCUUGUAUUUUUCAGGUAGUUGCAUCCCUAUUAAUACGUAGCUUUCUUGUACAUUAUUGACACUACCUGCACUGGCAUAAAACUGUUCAACUUCCUAAAAUAGAUAUUAUGUCACAUGGUCAUGAAAGUUUCAUAUUAAUGCAUGAAAAAUAAAGUAUGAAAUAUUAAAGAUGGGAAGUGAUUCAGCUCUCAUACAUUAUGCAUGUUAACUUUAUAGAAGACAAAACACCCACAGUCCCACGCAUUUAAAAGUUUGUCAUAGCUAUUUAUAGAAACCAUGAAUGUUAAUAAAAUGGCAAAUAAAUGCAUGCCCAUAUAUGUUUGGUAAAAUUGGAGAUCAACAUCCAAAUCCUUGCUAAACUUCUUAAAUAUAGUUGGGUGUUGAAGCUAGGAUUUGUGGUUGUGGGUUCAAUUCUUGCAUUUUUGUAGAACAAUAUGUCCAAAGGAAGGCAUAAAUAUAUUUGUUUGGACUUGUAAUGUGCUACCCAAUUCGAAAUAUUGUCUACAUUGUAUAAGACUUUCAUUUAUCUCUUUUCAACAGAUUUAAUCUAAACAAACUAAAUGGAGAAGGAUAUUUUAUCAAAGUCAAAUAUUUCAGUAACAUGUACUUCAUGUGUCCACAUAUCUCAAUUUGGGCGGGCAAAAGUGACAUGAGUCCCCAUAGCAGGAUGAUGCAUGAGAACAUCAUACUGGUGGACGAGGAAAGUUAUAAGUCAUGCUCCAUAAAGAACGUAACACAUGCAAAAACACUUUUAAAAUGUGAUGCUGAUCCAGUGGACGAUAGUGCAAAAUAUUCCAAGGAGCAUUUUGCAAGCGUCCAGGCUUCUCCAGACAAGCAAUGUUAUAACAUGGGACAGCAUUACUAUUUUAUAUGUAAGUAGAUAUGCAGCAAGUAAGUGUUUUUUGCAAAAGGCAAUGCACAUACUCAACAUACUGUAUAUACUGUACACUUGUAAACUGUACGUCAAGUUAUUACAGGUUUGCAAACAAGUUGUUACGAAUCUGUUCACAAGUUGUGUUUGCACUGCUUGUUCUCUGUUGCUGUAACAUUAGUUUGGAACACACUGUUAUUUAACAACUUAUAACAAGCUUGACCAUAUUUUAAUAUCAGACUUGUUCUAACAAGUCCGAUACAGUCAUGAUAUCGUAAGUACUAUUUACAACAUUCGCGGCCGUGUUGUAUCGGAUAUACAAACUCGAGCCGAAGGCGAGAGUUUGUAUAUCCGAUACAACACGAACUUACGUCAACAACUUAAAAAAUGACUCAUCUUAUGAGUUCAUUGGCGAAGUAAUUUUAAAAAUAAACGUUGUCUAAGCCGAGAAAAUCAAAGUUAAAGUUUAUGUAAAUCAACAUGAAUCUGUAUCACAUAUACAGAUACGACACACUUAUGAUUUUUCUUUGUAACUUUCUAAAUGAAUUAUUAAUGAGUUUUUUAAGAAUAUUACAAGGUUGGCGACACAAGGUUGUAACAAUACCGUUAUAUCAUGACUAUCAGACUUGUUGGAACACCCUAUGUAUCCUCCCGUACACCUAACUCCUCUAAAAGAGGAUUGCGAAGCAGCUGUUUAGCGAUAAAACAAUAAAUUACACAGCUAAAAACGCGAUCAGGUUGUUCACUAAUGGUUGUUGCAAUAUUGAUGAAAACAGGAUUGAACAAUGUUGUUCACAGUUUGUUACACCUGAUUCAUGGGCAGCGAAACAUUGCUUGUUCAAUCCUGUUAAACAGCAGGCUCAUAAUUUACGUGUGUGAUAUAUAAACAUAAGUAAAUAGAUAAAAAUAAAUAAUAAAAUAAAUAUAUAUGUAUAUUGACUCCCCACCAACACAAUUGCCCAAGUCGCCCCCUGCCAUGUUAGACACCCUUGCAAUAAGUCGGAUAAUAUCAACAAGAUUGUUACAACAGUUAACUAGUUGUUCCAUGCAUGCUUGUCAAAAAUUGGGAAAAGCAGUGCGAACACAGCUUGUUGACGGCUUGUUGGUAGACUUGUCACAAUUAAGAUGUGAGAUUUUUGCAUUUUUAUAACUCUCCUUUUUUCACAUAGCCACGUCAGAUGGAUCGGCUGAAAGUUUAAAUCAUACAGAAGGUGGCCAUUGCCAAACGCAUCAUAUGAAACUACAUAUUUAUGUUUGCAAUGAGAAUGGUAUGACAUAAAUGUGUUGUAUAUUUGCAGUGUAGUUAUAUAUACUUAUUGAAAUCAAGCUUGUGGUAUUAUAUAACCAUUUCUUCUAACUUUUGUUUGCUCUAGACACAUGUAAAUUCGAGAUGCCAGAAUGUCCAAAGGAGACAGAGCAAGGGAACAAUCAAACCAUGUCUACUUCUAGGCCUAAUAAUUGCAC